Impatiens glandulifera is the source of this 2124-nucleotide messenger RNA. RefSeq names its product histone deacetylase 15. Gene Ontology annotation, molecular function: histone deacetylase activity. Bases 228 to 1934 code for a protein of 568 amino acids. The transcript has 19 exons. The record is from RefSeq and is a predicted model, not a curated record. Gene Ontology annotation, cellular component: histone deacetylase complex. NCBI's taxonomy places the organism in Eukaryota, Viridiplantae, Streptophyta, Magnoliopsida, Ericales, Balsaminaceae. Gene Ontology annotation, biological process: chromatin organization.
UAAAAAAAAAAUAAAAAAACUUUCAUAUGUUCUUUAAAAUUCCAAAGCCGCGUCGUCUUGAAAUGGGUUCUCCCUAAAUUUGCUGUAUUUGAAUCCCCUCCAAAUCCGCUGUAGUGGUUCCAGUCCGGAGGCAACAAGACUUUCUCUCUCUAAAUAUGCUUGUAGGACAGUAAGAGAUUUUUCUUUUAUAUCCUGAAGUCUUCAUAGUAAUCGAAACACUUAAAAAAAUGAGUCCUUCAACAAAUGGAGCCAUCCCUUGCAGUCUUCACUGCCUAGAAGAGCAAAGUUCAUGUCAAGUUGACAAUGGAAGAAGUGAAAGCUUAGGUUCUGAAAACAAUGACAUGGUCUUGCAGACAGAAGCUAUACUGAAGAAGUCCAGGAAGCGGAAGGAAAUUACAUUGGAGGACAUUUACAACAACCAAACUGGUUUGGAUGUUGACGAUGAUGAUGAUCUUGAUUGGGUGCCAACUCAAAAAAAUUUGGAUGUUUUCAAGUGGACAUGCGUCAACUGUACGAUGGUUAACCUUGAUGAUGCAGAUUGCUGUGAAAUUUGUGGGGAGCAUAAAGAAUCCGGGAUUGUCAGACAUGGUUUUUUUGCAUCUCCUUUCUCACUAGGAGCUGAUCUUACUCAAGCUGAGCAUGACACUAUCAAACGCUUUAGAGAUUCAUGUUCACAGACUUUAACAUCAAACAACACAACUGCUAUAGGAUUUGAUGAGAGGAUGCUGCUCCACUCAGAAGUGGAAUUGACAUCACAUAUGCAUCCUGAGAGACCAGAUCGUCUUCGAGCUAUUGUUGCAAGCCUUUCUACUGCUGGUAUAUUUCCUGGAAGAUGCUUUCCAAUUCCGGCAAGGGAAAUCACACCUGAAGAACUGCAGAAGGUGCAUUCGACUGACCUUAUUGAAUCUGUUGGCAACACCAGUCGUUAUUUGACUAGCUAUUUCACUCCUGACACAUAUGCCAACAAGCAUUCAGCAUGUGCUGCAAGACUUGCAGCUGGUUUGUGUGCAGAUCUUGCUUCUGCUAUCUUCUCCGGACGUAUGAAAAAUGGUUUUGCUUUGGUUCGACCUCCUGGCCAUCAUGCUGGUGUAAGUGAUGCUAUGGGUUUCUGCCUGCACAAUAAUGCUGCAGUUGCUGCAUUAGCUGCUCGGGCUGCUGGAGCUAAGAAAGUGCUUAUUGUUGACUGGGAUGUUCACCAUGGAAAUGGUACACAGGAGAUAUUUCAGAUCACCAAAUCGGUCCUUUAUGUAUCCUUACACAGGCAUGAAGGUGGGAAAUUCUACCCUGGAACUGGUGCUGCAGACGAGGUGGGUAGCAUGGGUGCAGAAGGGUACUGUGUGAAUGUUCCAUGGAGACGAGGUGGUAUUGGCGAUAAUGAUUACCUCUUCGCAUUUCAGGAAAUUGUUUUGCCUUUAGUUACUGAGUUCAAUCCCGAUUUCAUCAUUAUAUCAGCCGGAUUUGAUGCUGCUCGGGGUGAUCCCCUUGGAUGUUGUGAUAUAACACCAGCUGGCUAUGCUCAGAUGACUGACAUGUUGAAUAGUUUUGCUGGGGGGAAAUUACUUGUUAUUCUUGAGGGCGGCUAUAAUCUUCGAUCAAUAUCAUCCUCUGCUACAUCUGUCAUUAAGGUUUUGCUGGGUGAAUCUGCUAAAUGUGAAAUGAAGGAUAUUAAACCUUCCAAAUCAGGAUUGCUUACAGUUAUGGAAGUCCUGGCAAUUCAAAGUAAUUUCUGGCCUUCCUUGAAAUGGAACUAUUCAAUGCUGCAGUUGCAGUGGAGGAAUACUGUUUCUCAAAUCAAACAAACUGCAGGUAAAAAGUGUAGAAAAGGAGGACUGAAAGGAGGGACACCAAUAUGGUGGAAGGUGGGCAGGAAAUGGUGGCUGUAUCAAGUGUUAUCAGGUCAAAUUAGUUCAAAAUUAAAGAGGUUUAAGCACUGAUUUUAACAGUUGAGGAGGUUGUGUAAAUUUCUGAUUAAAAUCCAACUAGUUUUUGUGUUUUUUUCUCAUCCAGUUUUUGCUUACUCAUAGCAGAGCUAAUUAUAACUUGUGCUGGAUCUACAUUUGCUCUAAAAUUAGAAAGAAGAAUGGUUUUUGGACUGAUGAGAAAUCAGAUUAUACCUUUUCAUUC